Molecule: messenger RNA, 1128 nt
Organism: Selaginella moellendorffii
Lineage: Eukaryota; Viridiplantae; Streptophyta; Lycopodiopsida; Selaginellales; Selaginellaceae
Exons: 5
Coding region: 212-1069 (285 amino acids)
Cellular component (GO): chloroplast
Source: RefSeq, a predicted model, not a curated record
AUGCCAGACAUCGCAAAAUAGAGAUGUAGAUAUUGACAGCCAAAUUGAAUGGAUCCUAUGUCAAACCAGGAAAAGCAAAAUGGAAUCAAAACAAGGAGGAAAAAUGAUAAAAACGAAGGAAACUUACGCUUUGCCGCUUGCGUGGAGUGAUUACUUUAAUCAUCCAGUUGGAGCCGUUCUUGUUGCGUAGGUAUAUAAUAUCUCACUGGCUAUGGCGCUCUUGUUGUCCUCUCUGCCUUUACUCCUAUCGGCAACAGCUCCUCGUUCCAUACGAUCCUUCUCUGCCAGGAGGAGAGGUCCCAGAAUUCUCCUGUGUAGAGCCCAGAGUUCGUCGUCCAAGACCGAUGCUGCUCAGGUCUAUAAUGGUGUCUACGGCCCCUGGUCGAUUGAUUCGACCGACGUGCGCGAGGUCUUCUUGUACAGAGCUGGUCUAGUAACAUCGGCAGCUACAUUUGUCGCGGUAGCGUCUACGGCGUUCCUGCCGGAAGACAAUGUUGUCAAGUCUGUGAUUUCAACUUAUCAAGACUUACUUUUUUCGAUUGGAGCCGGGUCACUCGGGGUGUCCCUGCUGCUCAUACACAUCUACGUCACUCCACUGAAGCGAGCGUUGCAAGUCCUAUGGACAGUCGGAGUGGCUGGUUCUAUACUUGUAGCAUCCAACUUCGCCACUCCAGCUGACAGGGGUCUGGUGGAAUUCGUUGUGGAGAAUCCCGCUGCGGUUUGGGCAGUCGGGCCUCUCUUUGCAGCACUCACAGGCCUGGUUUUCAAAGAAGGAUUGUGCUAUGGAAAACUAGAGGCGGCACUCCUCUUCUUCGUGAUACCAUCCUUGCUCUUGGGUCACCUGUCGGGAGCGAUGGAUGACAACGUAAAGCAAGGUCUACUGGCGGCCUGGAUGGGUCUCUUUGCGGUUUUCGCUGGCAGGAAAUUCACACAACCAAUAAAGGAUGACAUUGGGGACAAAUCUAUCUUCAUGUUUAAUGCCCUACCAAAAAGCGAGCAGGAGGCAGUGCUGCGGUCACGGGCAAUGCAAGAAAUGCAGGAAAACAACACGGACAGAAGCAAUCCAUAGGGAUCGAGCAAAGACUUCGUAAUAAAAGCCAUCUACGGCAAGAAAUGUGAGCCAGAUCA